This is a messenger RNA of Rotaria sp. Silwood2, 819 nucleotides long. The record is from the annotation of a GenBank genome assembly. NCBI's taxonomy places the organism in Eukaryota, Metazoa, Rotifera, Eurotatoria, Philodinida, Philodinidae.
AUGAUCAAUCCAGUGUUUACUAACACAGCAGGUAUGGACAAGUCUAUACUUCGUAAAUAUUUAGCUCUGCCACAAAAUGAUGGGAAAACGAUGGUUACCUAUGUGUGGAUUGAUGGAACCGGAGAAAAUAUGCGAGCCAAAACACGUACAUUUGACAAGGAGCCCCAGUCAUCAAACGAUAUUUCCUGGUGGAAUUUUGAUGGUUCAUCAACAGGUCAAGGUGAAGGAGUGAAUUCAGAAGUGUAUUUAAAACCAGUGGCAAUGUUCAACGAUCCAUUUACACUUGCGCCAAAUAAGCUAGUUCUGUGUGAAACAUACAAUUUUGAUAAGAAACCGACUUUUACCAAUAAUCGAGUCGAUUGUCUUGCUGCCAUGGAAGCUGCUAAAGAUCAACGUCCAUUAUUUGGUCUUGAGCAGGAAUAUACAUUGAUGGAUCGAGAUGGAUGGCCAUUCGGAUGGCCCAAAGGAGGAUAUCCUCAACCACAAGGUCCGUACUAUUGUGGCAUUGGAGCAUGUUUGGCAUUGGGUCGUGACUUGGUUGAAGCACAUUACAAAGCAUGUAUCUAUGCCGGAGUAAAUAUUCGAGGUACGAAUGCUGAAGUUAUGCCAGCCCAAUGGGAAUAUCAAGUGGGUCCAUGUGAAGGCAUUGAUGCCAGCGAUCAGCUUUGGAUGUCACGAUACUUGCUGUUACGUAUGGCCGAAGAAUUCGGUAUUCAAGUGAGCUUCCAUCCAAAACCGAUUGCUGGUGAUUGGAAUGGAGCUGGAUGUCACACAAAUUUUUCGACAUUAGCCAUGCGUGAACCCAACGGUAUCGAGUAA